Calypte anna (Anna's hummingbird) is the source of this 1239-nucleotide messenger RNA. RefSeq names its product DND microRNA-mediated repression inhibitor 1 (gene DND1). NCBI's taxonomy places the organism in Eukaryota, Metazoa, Chordata, Aves, Apodiformes, Trochilidae. Gene Ontology annotation, biological process: mRNA stabilization; negative regulation of miRNA-mediated gene silencing. The record is from RefSeq and is a predicted model, not a curated record. Gene Ontology annotation, molecular function: mRNA binding. Gene Ontology annotation, cellular component: nucleus; cytoplasm.
AUGGGCGGAGCUGGAACCUUCCAGCACCGGGACCGGGACCAGGACCGUGCGGCGAGGAGGAGCAGGGAGUGCGAGGGAUCGGCGGCGAUGGAGGUGGUCACGGGGGGAGGGGGACGGGAAGGUCCCCGGGUUGGAGGUUGGAAAAAUCUUCAGCCAGAUGAGCCCCAACAUCAUCUCCCUUCUCAGACAUGGACCAACAGCAUCAACCAGGCCAACAAGAUGGCCCUGCUGGCCUGGACCAAAGAAACUGGCAUCGACCUGGUGCAGAUCAAUGGGCAGAGGAAAUGGGGUCCCCCUCCAGGUAUGCUGGGAGGGUGACCCCCGCCGCCCUCGGGCACCGAGGUGUUCAUCGGGAAGCUGCCUCAGGACCUCUACGAGAACGUCCUGAUCCCCCUUUUCCAGAGGGUGGGCAGACUCUACGAGUUCCGCCUGAUGCUGACCUUCAGCGGCCUUACCGCGGCUUUCGCCUACGCCCGGUACAGCGACCAGCGCGGCGCCCGCAGGGCCAUCGCCACCUUCCACAACUUCCAGCUCCCAGGAUGCAGCAUCGUGGUCUGCAAGAGCACGGAGAAGGAGCUGAGCGUGGAAGGGCUGGGAGGCUGGGUGAGCCCCGGGGAGCUGGAGGCCAGGCUGCGGGAGGUCACCCAAGGGGUGCUCAGUGUCACCCUGCACGCCAACCCCCGGCAGCCCCGGGGACAGCUGGCAGUUCAGUACAGCUCCCACCGGGCUGCUGCCCUGGCCAAGAAGACCCUAAUGGAAGGGAAUGUCAGGCUCGGUGGGUUGCAGGUGAGGGUGAGCUGGCUGAACCAGGACCUGAAGCAGAAGCUGCAGUCAUCCCAGAAGAAGCCAUCGUCCACCCAGGUGCAGGGGGACAAGCUCCUGGGUGUCCCCAGGCCACCCCCCCUGUCCCUGCUGAUGCACAAUGUCCUGGAGAACCUCAACACCCUGUGCCAGAGGCAGUGCCGGACACCCCUCUACCUCACCAAGCUGUGUCCAGGCCAACCCAACGGGUGGCUGCAGUUCUGGUGCCAGGUGGUGAUCCCAGGGUGUCCUGCACCCUUCAGUGGCUUCACCUGGGUCCGGCAGGAGGGGCCAGGCAGGAGGGGACACGAGAAGGCCAAGGUGGCAGUGGCACUCUACGUUCUCCAGGUGCUAGGUGAGUCCUUGUCCUUCCCCAAAGCCUUGGAGCAUCUCUUGGUUGAAAACACUCCUCGAGGUCACACUACUAGGGACAGGUGA